Molecule: messenger RNA, 670 nt
Organism: Haplochromis burtoni (Burton's mouthbrooder)
Lineage: Eukaryota; Metazoa; Chordata; Actinopteri; Cichliformes; Cichlidae
Product: gamma-crystallin M3-like
Biological process (GO): visual perception; lens development in camera-type eye
Molecular function (GO): structural constituent of eye lens
Source: RefSeq, a predicted model, not a curated record
UCCUAUGUUCCCACACUGCAGGUAUAAAAGUAACAGCUACCACUGACAGGAAUACACAGAAGCCACAGCUCAGUCCUGAGGAACCACCAGAAGACCGUGACCAUGGGCAGAAUCAUCUUCUACGAGGACAGGAACUUCCAGGGCCGCUCCUAUGAGUGCAUGAGCGACUGCUCUGACAUGUCCUCCUACCUGAGCAGGUGUCACUCCUGCAGGGUGGAGAGCGGCUGCUUCAUGGUCUACGACCGCCCCAACUACAUGGGAAACCAGUAUUUCAUGAGGAGGGGCGAGUACGCUGACUACAUGAGCAUGAUGGGCAUGAGCGGUGGUAUCAGAUCUUGCCGUAUGAUCCCCAUGUACAGAGGCCAGUUCAGGAUGAGGAUCUAUGAGAGGGAGAACUUCGGUGGUCAGAUGUACGAGCUGAUGGACGACUGCGACAGCAUCAUGGACCGCUACCGCAUGUCCGACUGCAUGUCCUGCAACGUGAUGGAUGGCCACUGGCUGAUGUACGAGCAAGCCCACUACAGAGGCAGGAUGAUGUACCUGAGGCCCGGAGAGUACAGGAGCUUCAGGGAGAUGGGAAUGAGCGGGAUGAGGUUCAUGAGCAUGAGGCGCAUCAUGGACAUGUGCUAAUUUUACAUUUUGACUUCAAUAAAUGAUAUAAAUUUCUAAA